Molecule: messenger RNA, 3326 nt
Organism: Myxocyprinus asiaticus (Chinese sucker)
Lineage: Eukaryota; Metazoa; Chordata; Actinopteri; Cypriniformes; Catostomidae
Product: DNA-binding protein SATB1-like
Exons: 11
Coding region: 301-2493 (730 amino acids)
Biological process (GO): regulation of transcription by RNA polymerase II; chromatin remodeling
Molecular function (GO): DNA-binding transcription factor activity, RNA polymerase II-specific; RNA polymerase II cis-regulatory region sequence-specific DNA binding
Source: RefSeq, a predicted model, not a curated record
GCACCCCAGAGAUUCAGUUACUCAUCUUGGUACGCGCAUGAUGUUAUGAAAACCAUUUUUCUCCAUUCUACCCCUAUUUUAUUGACUCCGUUGUAAUAUUAUUUUCCUGUUCGCCAAGAACAAAGAGAUCGCAUGAAUCUUUAAAGAAGAGAUCAAACACCUGCCGGACUCGCGCGCCGCUUCAGCUGGGUUUUUGUUUUGCGAGCGAUCCUGGGACGAGCGCUCAGUCUGCUGGCAUGGUCGGAGAACCGUCUGCGGGAUCAAAAUCAGCAGCAAAAGCUUGUUUAACUGACCAUAAAAAUGAUGGACCAUUUGGCAAGUGCUAGUAACAGUCAAGGGCCAGUUCUCUGUGAGCCAUCUUACCCUGCCUGUAAAAUGGCCCAUAUGGAGAAUGCCAGAGAUUUACCUGGAUUUGGACUCACACCUCUGAGCAUGGCAUCUAAUCCAACAACAUUGUCAAAUGCAGUUAGAAGGAAAGGCAGUCUGCUUCCUGUGUUCUGUAUGGUGGAGCAGGGUGAUAUCUCACCCUCCGAGAGAAAGAGGUCAGAGCAUGCAGAAUUUGUGCUGUUGAGGAAAGACCUACUGUUUAGCCAGAUCACUGAGGCUGCACUGCAAGAGCUGGGGUACACGCACACUGUAGCUGCACUGGCUACAGGUCAAUUUCAAGUUGGUCACUGGAACCCUGUAGCCCUGUCCACUGUGACUGACAUUUCAGAUGCAACAGUAGGAGACAUGCUUCAAGACCUUUAUCAUAUCAUCACCUUUAGAAUAAAACUAAACAGUGUUUCUAAAUUAGAGGACUUGCCUGCUGAGCAGUGGACUCAUUCCAUUUUGAGAAAUGCCCUAAAGGAGCUGCUGAAAGAGAUGAAUCAGAGCGCACUGGCUAAAGAGUGUCCGCUUUCACAGAGCAUGAUUUCAUCAGUGGUAAAUGGCACUUACUACACCAGCAUCUCUGCUGCAAGAUGUCAGGAGUUCGGCCAGUGGUACAAACACCACAAAAAGGCUAAAACUAUGAUGGGUGAGAUGGACAGGCAUUGCAACCAACCCUCAUUCUCCAGUCAACCCACCAUAUACCAGCAAACAAUGGAAGAUACGGGGGAGGAGCCACAUGGUAUUGUUCAGAUGCAAGCUGGAAUGCCUGGUUUGGUGAUGGCUCAGCUCCUGUCACAGCAGCAUGCCAUGUCUCAACUUCUUACACAUGCUCACACGCACUCACCUGGGGCUCAUCCCGUGGCACUAAGGAUGCCACCCAAAUGCAAUGUGUCGCCACCAACAGUAGCUCGAGUUUCCUCCCCUGUCUCUGAUGUGUCACCUGAAAUCUACCAUUGGGUGCGCGAGGAGUUGAAGAGGGCGGGAGUUUCCCAAGCAGUGUUUGCACGAGUAGCCAUUAAUAGAACUCAGGGUCUGCUGUCUGAGAUCUUGCGUAAGGAAGAGGACCCACGGUGUGCAUCUCAGUCUCUUUUAGUGAACCUUAGGGCCAUGCAGGCCUUCCUACAACUGCCACAGAGUCAGAGAGACUCAAUUUAUCUGGAGGAAAGAGAGCGCAACCUCAACAGCACCUACAGCACAAGCACCUGCUCCCCUCUGCCCAUUCAGGCAAAACUGUCACCUGUUUCCAAGGACAUUGUAGUGAAAGUGGAAUCUGAUGAUUACAGCAUAAACUCUGGCAUCUAUGACGAAAUACAGCAGGAAAUGAGACGGGCCAAAGUGUCACAGGCUUUGUUCGCGAAAGUUUCGGCAGCCAAAAGCCAGGGCUGGCUGUGUGAGCUGCUGCGCUGGAGGGAGGAGCCAUCUCCUCACAAUCGUACCUUGUGGGAAAAUCUUACUUUGAUACGUCAGUUCCUAAAUCUCAAUCAAUCAGAGCGAGAUGUUAUAUAUGACCAAGAGAGCAAUACAGGGCAGACACUACUUCCAGAAAUACACACAAGACCACUGCCUGAAGCACUGCAGGCGAUACCACAGCAUGUGAGGCUUAUAAAGCAACUACAGAAAAAUCCAUCACACCAUCAACCCUUCCCACAUCCCCAACUCAUCACUGGCAGAGACAAGACGAUAGAUCCAAGUCUGGGAGGCACGUUUUUACCACCAGAAGCCCACGCGAUCAUGCAGAGCUUCAUUAAGGAAGUGGGACUACAUCCAGACCAAGAGGCAAUUCAUACACUAUCUGCUCAACUAGGUGUGGCAAAAGAGACUGUUCUCAGCUUUUUUCAUGGUCACAACUGGCAUCGUCCAGACGAUAAGCACAAGAGAAUGGACCAACAAGAAGAAGAAAUGGAAGAUGAUUACAUGGAGGAAGAUGUAGAAUGCAGGUAUACAAAGGAAAAUUAUGAGAGGAUAGAGCAAAACAAGAUAACUGGGAAACAGGACAUUGUGGUGGAGCAGAAUGCAUCUACACAAACUCGUUUGAUCAUUACUAUUAAACAAGAGGAGGAGCUCCCAUGUAAGGAGGAGCAUGAUGAUAGCCCUGUCCAUUGCCACUUCAUAAACUCCUAAAAAUACAUAUUAAAUCCCAUUUAGACAAAUGGACAGCAGUGGAUCCAGUUGUAGCCUAUUUAUGGUUGUGCCUUUAUGCACAAGGUUUAUUGUCUCGCUUAGACCUGGAAUAUUGCAGAUUUUACAGUGAAAAUGCCACGGAAACAUAAAUGAAACAUAACUGUUCUUUAUUUAAAAUGCUAUUAGGGGUGUAAAAAGGAAUCAACCUGACAAUGAAAAUUCAAUGCAUUGAUUAAAGGAUUUAAUAAUCAAUUAUAAUAACUCACAAUAAUAAUAAUACCCAAUGAAUUAUGCAUUCAUUUAUUACCCAAAAUACAAUUCUUGAGAUAUGUUCGGGUUGUAAAAAUCCACUAUAUACAGAUCCACUUUCUGUGUAGACUUUGUUCAUUGUACUUCCAGUUACAUUUGGGUCUUCAUUAUGUUUUCGAAAAUAAUAAUAAAAAGUAGCAAAAUAAUCGGAUUGCACCAAACCAAAUUGUGACCAAAUGUCAGAUGGCAUGAUGCAUCAUUGUCAGAGCAAAUAUUUAAACCCCUAAAUGAAAUAGUUUGGUAUUUUAGAGUAUUAUUUAAUGUUUGUCUCUUAUUUUCUGUUAAAAUCCUUAAUCUCACAGUAUGCAGGGAAUUAUGUUCAGUGUUGAAAACAGCCAGACAGUAUUGUCUUUUUCAAAUGCUGUUGCCAGAGACUGUGGGACAUAUUAUCUCUGUUGAGAAAUGAACAGCAGAUUACAACAUUAUUGUGUAUUAGAAGAAACACAAUAGAAACAGCACUUUCAAUAGUUCUCUCUCUCUCUGUACAUGUUCUUCAGAUGAUGCACUACAGAAUUUCAAUAAAG